Helicoverpa zea (corn earworm) is the source of this 2419-nucleotide messenger RNA. Its product is annotated as facilitated trehalose transporter Tret1-like. Gene Ontology annotation, molecular function: transmembrane transporter activity. The record is from RefSeq and is a predicted model, not a curated record. Bases 160 to 1710 code for a protein of 516 amino acids. Gene Ontology annotation, biological process: transmembrane transport. NCBI's taxonomy places the organism in Eukaryota, Metazoa, Arthropoda, Insecta, Lepidoptera, Noctuidae. Gene Ontology annotation, cellular component: membrane. The transcript has 4 exons.
AAUACGGUCCGGUCCAAAACGUGCAGUGUAUUCGUAGUUAUUCAUUAUAAAAAUACAAAUGUCAUUACGCGACGGCGUCGACGGUUAACUUGAGUGGGUGAUAAGAUAAAACACAAUCUCCAAAGCGUUCGGAGGUUCAUAAAGUCGUUGUUUCGGAUCAUGUGUGAUGCAGUGUCACGGAAACAUUCUGAGAUGGGUGACGGAACAGUGCCAGAGUUAGAGAAAAUCCAUAAAAAUGGAACAACGGACAAUGGGAAAGAACUUAGUGCUUCUAAUGAUGAAUACCUCAAUAGUAACCAACGAUCCCCGUUUAGGAGACAGGCUAUCAUCUCAUUUGGUGUGUUCAUGCUCACACUUGGGGCUGGUGCCACGUCAGGCAUCUCCGCCAUCUUAAUUCCACAACUACAACAUGCGAAGGGUAAAAAAGCCUUCUCCGUAGAAUUGGUAUCAUGGGUAGCUGCCAUAUCAUCGUUGGCUCUCUUCUUCGGUAACCUGAUGUCGGGAUACUUGAUGGAUAGACUUGGAAGAAGAAUGUCUAGUCUACUUCUGGCGGGUACAUUUGUGGCUGGCUGGUUGAUUAUUGGGUUCUCAAAUGACCUCAUGUUCCUAAUCUUAAUAGGAAGAUUUAUCACGGGGCUAUGUCAAGGGUGGCUUGGCCCUCUUGGCCCAGUCUACGUCGGAGAAUUUAGUAGCCCUGCUUACAGAGGAUUGUUCUUAGCAGCUUUAUCUUUAGGAAUAGCAGUGGGUGUUUUCAUGUCACAUUUAUUUGGCACUUUCCUGCAUUGGAGCAUAUCUUCUUUGCUUUGUGGAUUAUUCCCACUGAUUGGUGGUGUUAUACUUUAUUACGCACCAGAAUCACCAUCAUGGUUAGCGUCUAAACAGCGAAUUGAUGAAUGCAUAAUCUCGUACCAAUGGUAUAGAGGAAACAGUGCAGCUAUGAAAACUGAACUUGAUAAAAUGAUUGCUGAUAUUUCAGCGAAAGGCAAUAAUCAGAGUAAAUUACAAAUUAUAGCAGCGAACAUAAAGAAGCCAGAGUUUUAUAAACCAUUAGGUAUUAUGACGACCUUCUUCGUUAUAACGCAACUUUCUGGAGUCAACGUUAUUUGUGCGUACACCACAGAGAUGAUGAAGGAACUCAUUGGUAGUGGUUCAACUAGUUCUCACGCCUACGCUGCUAUGUUAAGUAUAGAUGUGUUACGAUGCGUGUCACUCGGUGCUGCUUGUAUUAUGCUCCGGAGAUCAGGUAGAAGGCCCAUGGCUAUAUUCAGUGGAGUAUUCACAUCAUUAUCUUUAAUUUCACUAGCUUUGUACCUGUAUCUCAACGACUCUGGUGUCAUCCAUCACAUAUCACCAUUCAUUUCAUUAGGUUUAAUGGCAUUCUACAUAGUAGUAUCCAAUUUGGGAAUAUGUCCACUGCCGUGGAAUAUGGUUGGUGAACUAUUUGCCGUAGAAACUAAAGGAGUGUGUUCAGGCAUUAGUGUCAUGAUGACUUCUGUGGCUUUCUUCGGAGUAGUGAAGACGGCGCCAUCCAUGUUUAGAAGUAUAGGUCACCAUGGAACCUAUCUCUUCUACGGGUUAUCCACCCUAUGUGGUACCAUAUUCUUAUUUUUAUGUUUACCCGAGACUAAAGACAAAACUUUGUUACAAAUAGAAGAACACUUUAGGUAUGGCAAGAAAAAAAAUGAUAGCAAAGAAACAGAUAAUAUUUAAUGAAUGGAGUUAAUAAAACAUCAGCACAUAAAUUCUAUGGAAUGUUAUCUGAACGAAUUUAAAUUCGGAUCUCCAACACUUCGAUGUGAUUGCGUAAGUCCUAAGGUUAUAGAUGUCAGUUCAAAUGAACGAUCAAUGAAGCCGUCAUUUUUAUCAUUGGAGUUGCGUAAAACAAAGUAUUUUGUUAAAUACUAUAAUGUAAUAGGUAUACAAUCUUUAUUGUAAAUUAUUAGUUGAGGUGUGAUAAAGACAAGUAUCAAUUGUGUGAGUAUUUAUAUGUUUCAGAUAGCCUAGUUAGAUAUGUUAGUACAAUUUCAAAUUGUUGAAACUGGCCAUAGUAUAAUUUUAUUAAAAUAGAUGAAUGAUAUAUUUAUGAAGGUUCCCACGGAGGUACGAAAUACCGGUUAAAAUACUGGCUGGAUACGUAUUACUGUCGCUAUGGAGCAAUUUCGACCGGUUUCUUUUGUUUGAUUGGCACGUAGUAUCACAAAUUCACCAAUAAAUAACAAAUUAAUAUCAAUAUUUGUACCAGUAUUUGUAUUCAUUUCAGUAAUUCUAUCCGGUAUUCCGUGCCUGACUGAAGACGGCCUUAAUUUAUUAAUUAGUGAUUUUAUCGAAUGGAGUUAUGACUGUAUUAAAUAAUAAUUGAAAUUAAUUUGUGAUCUAAGUUUAAGGUUGUACUUAUUCUUAAUAGAAAACCGGUAUCAAA